Alternaria arbusti is the source of this 1176-nucleotide messenger RNA. RefSeq lists its product as uncharacterized. NCBI's taxonomy places the organism in Eukaryota, Fungi, Ascomycota, Dothideomycetes, Pleosporales, Pleosporaceae. Bases 1 to 1176 code for a protein of 391 amino acids. The record is from RefSeq and is a predicted model, not a curated record. The transcript has 3 exons.
AUGCAGGUUGUCGACAAAACAUCUGCAAUACUCGAACAUAAGAGGGAGACUACUCGUUCGGCCACCGGUAACCACAUGGAGAUGUGCAAGUUCACAGGGCUAAGGGAUCCACGCUACGAGGCCGUCAAAGUCAUUCUAAGGGCCUAUUUCAAGUCCGAACGUGUUCAGAAGACAGAAGAAGUAUCCAACUGCAUCGAAAGUCUUGAGGUAGCAGAAAUGGACAACGAUCGGAUCGAAUCCCGGCUUUCCACUAUUGUAGAGCGACACGGCAAAACUCUGGACUGGCUGUUCCAGGAUCCCGUCUUCAGAUCUGAUGGAAGAGAACGGCGGCAUGGUUUUUUGCCUUGGAUCCAAGGAGAGGAAGGUAUUUUCUGGAUCCGUGGCAUACCAGCAUCCGGGAAGUCGACUGCUAUGAAGUAUAUCCACGACCGAAUGCAAGAUGUUCAUCGGCAGAACCAAUCAUGGAUGCAUGUUGCUCUCUUCUUCCACGAUCGCGGAACCAGCGAGCAAAAGACAAUGCUUGGUAUGCUUCGGGCUCUACUGAAGCAACUUAUCCUAGGUUGUCCACGCCUAGAGGAGUCAGAGACAGCAGAGCUGGUCCGACUAGUCGCGCCUUUCGGACGCGUCAGCUCCAGUGGCUACCAAACACCACUCACCAAACGCCGUGGCAUGGAAAAUUGGCUAUGGACUAUGGAAGGUCUGCAGAAGGCUAUUCGAGCUGUGGCCACGCAAAAUAACAUCAGAAGGAAUGUUUUCCUAAUGAUUGAUGCACUUGAUGAGCAUAGUGGCGACGAUGAGGGCAUGAUACGGUUCUUCCAAGACCUUGCGGCGCCGAACGAAACCCGCACUUUCAAAUUCCAAAUCCUCCUGGCAAGUCGGCCUGAUCCACCCUUCGACGACCUUCUUCGUACCUAUCCGCAUCUUAAUAUUCAGGAAUGGACGAAGGAGGACAUUAAAGCCUUCGUGACUAGUUCUUUCGAAUUAGAUACAACCUUCCAAGCUCGUUUGCAACAUUUCCAGGACCGCGAGGACGUUCCAAAACUAGAGGCCGCCGUGGUCCAUCGAGCUCGAGGCGUCUUUCUAUGGGUGCGGCUUGUCAUUGAGGACGUUCUAGAUCAAGUGAAGCGCCGCAGAACAGCAGAUGUUUCAACGUUACAAGGUUUCUCGCAAGCUUAG